AUGCCGCACGCCUCAGCCGUUCCGGUGGCGAACAAGCAGGUCUUGCGCAUCAAACACCGCGGCCGUGACGUUCACCUCGUCGGGACGAUGCACUACAACCCGGUGAGCAUAGAUCUUUCGUCCAGAGUCGUCAGAGACUUGAGCUCGACGAACGCGCUCGGCGCGUUGGUGUUGGAAACGUGCCCGAAACGCUGGGAAAAGACGCAAAAGUUCCAACCCGCGGGGUCGAUGAUGCGCGCCGUGUUAGAUAAUGAGUUUCAGGGCGCGUUCGAGGCGGUUUCGGGCGACGCGGAGAUUGUGCUGGGAGAUCAGGCGAUCGGCGACCUCGGGUCGAACCUCAAGACGCUCGCGAGGGAGACGAUGGUGGAUACGUGUUGGCCCCCGAGAGCGCUCGCGGGUGGUUGGGCGAGCUACGUGAACGAUGUCAGAAAGUGCGUGCGAGAGGAAAUCUCGGCGUACGACGCGACGGCGGUGGAGAGUCCCGGAGACUUUUUCAACAAGGAGCUCCUGGCGGCGGUUCCUGUGUCGCUGAUUCGGUAUCCGUUGGCGUGGCUCUUGAAGUCGCCAAAGCUCAUCGUGCCCCUGGUCACGUUCACGCUGACGCUAAGCGCGCUGCCCGGGGCGGUCGAGAGCAUCGGAGACGCUGGGGUCGAGUCGGCGGCGGAGGCGCUCGUCACCGACGUCUUUCUCGCGCUCGACGCGUUGCAACUUCUCCUCCUGACUCGAUUGUUCCUCGUCGCGUUGCUCAGAGACCGCAACGAUAUCUUGGCUCGGAAUAUCUCGAGCGCGUGCGAUCGCGUUCCCGUCGGAGGAUCCGUCGUGGCCAUACUCGGCGCGGCGCACCUCAACGGAGUGCAUCGACGGUUAGUCGUCGACGAGGGAUUGGCUGGGGAGAGUAGAUAG
Ostreococcus tauri is the source of this 903-nucleotide messenger RNA. Its product is annotated as unnamed product. Bases 1 to 903 code for a protein of 300 amino acids. Lineage: Eukaryota; Viridiplantae; Chlorophyta; Mamiellophyceae; Mamiellales; Bathycoccaceae. The transcript has a single exon. The record is from RefSeq and is a predicted model, not a curated record.